AUGCCUUGGAGCCAGAAAGGCACUUUGCAUAUGCCAAAAUCCCGGAAAAGACACGAAGGAGCUAACCCUUCCAACGCUACCAGUAACUUGCUUGUGGUUGCAACCUAUUCGGGCUCCUUGUACACAUAUAGAGUCAACUUUGAAAAUGGAGGCGAAUGUGAGCUGAUCAAGCGUCAACAGUAUGUGCAUUAG
This is a messenger RNA of Mitosporidium daphniae, 192 nucleotides long. RefSeq lists its product as uncharacterized. Bases 1 to 192 code for a protein of 63 amino acids. The transcript is spliced from 2 exons. The record is from RefSeq and is a predicted model, not a curated record. Lineage: Eukaryota; Fungi; Microsporidia.